GUAUCCUAUGUUAAAACGAGUGACACUGUGUUAAUAGAAGAAUUAAGCAAAUUUACAGCAAAUUCAUAGUGCAACAUUUCUAACAUCCCUCGAUCGAUGUUAUUAGGAAUUAAUUUCAUUUGAAAGUAAAUACCAUAAGAGUAUUGAACUUAAUGCUAGGUGAUAGAAUUAAAAAUAUGCAAACAUAGCUGCGAAGGGAAAAAUUAUUUGAAACUUUCUGCAUUCUUGAUUGGUGACGUUGGAAAAUAAAGCUAGUGCAAGAGCGAAGAUAUUAUCAGAAGAAUAUUUUGCUAUGGUAUAAUACAUUUUACAUUAAAGAAGGCAAAGAAAAUAGAAAAUGAAUACGCAAGAAUCUACUAAGGUACCACCAAAUGGAAAAUUUGGCUGGGUGAUUGUAUUGGCAUAUUCGUUAAAUGGGAUAUGCACCGUGUCCGUUAUGCAAGGCUUUGGUCUGAUAUUUAAAGAUACUUUUCCUCGUUUUGGAUUCUCUGCAACGGAUGCAUCGAUCAUUAUUAAUACGAAUUUAGCUUUUGGUAUGAUACUUGGAUUGAUAAAUGGUCCGUUGUUACGAACUUUUGGAUACAGGAAAAUGGCUAUAAUUGGCAGUCUAUUCUUCUGUAGUGGAGUAAUUAUGACAACAUUUGCCAAAACUUUCACCAGUUUAAUAAUCUUCUAUGGUAUAUUCGCCUCAUUGGGUACGUGUAUGUCGAUGUCUGCAUUUUCAUACGCAUUGAACUCGUACUUUACGACAAAAAAGGGACGCGCAAUGUCUUUGGCAAUGACAAUUAUUGGACUGGGCCCCAUAAUUAUACCUCAAGUUACAACCCUCUCGAUUUCGUAUUAUGGAUCUCAGGGCACGAUACUAUUAUAUGGAGCCUUCAUUUUGCAUUCCUUAGUAGCUAGUACACUUCUUCAUCCGCUCAAAUGGCACACGAAAGACGCAACUAAAUCGAAAACUGAGAAUGAGGAAUUACUGAAGGAUGAAAAAGAGAAUAAAGUCCCAGAUUUGAAAGAAAAUUCUUUGCAAGAAGGUAACAGUUGUAAGAAUUCAAUGCUUGACUUAACAAACAUGCAACGAAAAAGGAAAGUAACUAUUUCAAGUAUCGAUCACGAUGCAGAAAUUGGAAGUAUAUAUGGAAUUGAUAUACCCUAUGCUCGACAACUAUCAGAAACAUUAAAUGCUUCCAUAGGAGAAAAGGAUCUCGAUGUCUAUACAAUGAUAGAAAAUGAUCAAAUGCAAAAGGAACGUUCAAGAUUUUCAAAUCGUAAUCGUCGAUUUAAAAGUGUCGAUACAGUCAAUCUUGGGAGUAGUAUUGAAAUAUUCGAAGAAGCACCGAUGAAAAAAUGUAUUAGUAUAAGUACAAUUAACAUGAAUAAUUAUAAUAACACAAUAGAGAAUGACAAAUUAUUAGCAGAAAAUAGUGCAAUUAAAAUGUCAAAUGCAAAAGUCGACAUCAACGAAAAGCCUGAGGAGUCGAGUAAAUGGAAAAUAUUCACGACGAUAUCGGAAUAUUUCGAUUUUGACUUAUUGCGAGAUCCAAUUUAUGUGAAUCUGAUGUUGGGAAUGUCCAUUGCUAUAUUUGCUGAAAUAAACUUCUCUCAAUUAACGCCCUUCUUCCUGGUGGAUAUGAACAUAACAACCAAGGAAACUGCCACUAUAAUGAGUGUCAUUGCCAGUGUAGAUCUGGUUUUCAGGAUUCUUGCCCCUUUUAUCGCAGAAUGGCUUCAUCAACCACCGAAGAUAAUGUAUCUGAUAAGUCUAUGUCUAUUGAUUCUCAGUCGAUCAUCGUUAUUGUUAGUGGAUGGAUUUGCAUCAGUAAUAGCCGUGGCCAUUGGGUUAGGAGCGGCCAAAGGGGUACGUUCGAUAUACAUGACAUUGGUAAUACCAUGUUACGUGCCAAUUCACAAAUUACCUAACGCGUCUGGCAUUCAAAUGAUUGUAAAUGGCGUCAUACUUUUAAGUGCUGGACCCAUGCUCGGUGUAAUGCGUGAUAGUUUUGGAAGUUACAGGCCUUGCAUAAUAGUGAUCAAUUUUGUUACGGCACUCACAGUAACAAUGUGGAUAAUAGAAAUUCUAAUUCUUCGAAGAAAAAACCUACGAAAACAAAGUGAGCAACAAGAAGUUUCUUGA
Messenger RNA from Eufriesea mexicana, 2131 nucleotides. RefSeq lists its product as uncharacterized. Gene Ontology annotation, molecular function: monocarboxylic acid transmembrane transporter activity. The transcript is spliced from 10 exons. The coding region runs from base 338 to 2131 and encodes 597 amino acids. NCBI's taxonomy places the organism in Eukaryota, Metazoa, Arthropoda, Insecta, Hymenoptera, Apidae. Gene Ontology annotation, biological process: transmembrane transport; monocarboxylic acid transport. The record is from RefSeq and is a predicted model, not a curated record.